Molecule: messenger RNA, 444 nt
Organism: Naumovozyma castellii
Lineage: Eukaryota; Fungi; Ascomycota; Saccharomycetes; Saccharomycetales; Saccharomycetaceae
Gene: TOM22
Product: Tom22p
Exons: 1
Coding region: 1-444 (147 amino acids)
Source: RefSeq, a predicted model, not a curated record
AUGGUUGAAUUGAGCGAAAUUAAGGAAGACACAUCCAAUGUUCCAAACCACCCAGCUGGUCCAAAUGAAGCUAUCAUUGAAGAUAAUGACAAGCCAAUUAAUGUAGAAGAAAAUGAAGAAGAUGACGAAGAUGACAGCGAUUUUGAAGAUGAUUUCAAUGAAAAAGAAACUCUACUUGAAAGAUUAUCAGCUUUGAAAGAUGUCAUUCCACCAAAGCAGAGACAAAGUAUAUGUUCUGUGUUCAAUUUUACUACCAAUUUUAUCAAGACGGCAUUCUCCAAGUCUGGUAACGUUGCAUGGAUUGUCACUACCUCAGCUCUAUUACUAGGUGUCCCAUUAUCCUUGUCUAUACUUGCUGAACAACAGUUGAUUGAAAUGGAGAAAACCUUUGAUUUGCAAAAAGAUGCCAAUGAUAUCCUAGCUCAAGGUGACAAGCCCGAAUAA